AUGUCUCCCUCUCGCAAAGCUCUUAUCAGCAUCACCUCGGCCCAGGCCACGCUCUUCCAGGGCAAAGAAACCACCGGUCUCUUCAUCAGCGAGGCUCUGCACCCUUACAACGUGCUCGUUGCCGCCGGCUUCGAGGUUGACCUUGCCUCUGAGACUGGCAGUUAUACCGCCGACUGGCUCUCGCAGCAGCCAGACUUUCUCAAUGGCUCCGAUUUGACUACCUGGAACAACACCACCAGCGAGUUCCGCAAGAAGCUCGACAACAUGCCCAAGGCUGCUGAUGUCGAUGGCUCGCAAUACGGUGUCUUCUACGCCUCGGCCGGCCAUGCCGCUCUGAUCGACUACCCCAAGGCAUCAUCUCUGCAAAAGAUCGCCGAGCAAGUCUGGGCUAAUGGCGGUGUGGUCGCCUCUGUCUGCCACGGUCCUGCCAUCUUUGCCAACAUUCUCGAUAGAGCCACUGGCGAGCCCAUCAUCAAGGGGAAGCGCAUCACUGGAUUCACCACCGAGGCCGAGAACACCAUGGGCAUUAUGGACGAGCUCCGGGGCUGGGGUUCGGAAAUGGUCGAGGAGCUUGCCGACCGUCUUGGAGCUAAAUAUGAACGUGCUCCCGGCAUCUGGGAUGACUUCCACAUUGUCGAUGGCCGCCUGGUCACUGGCCAGAACCCUGCCAGCGCAAGGUCGACUGCUGAGGCUGUUGUUGAGGUGUUUGAGAAGCUUUGA
This is a messenger RNA of Talaromyces rugulosus, 720 nucleotides long. RefSeq lists its product as uncharacterized. The coding region runs from base 1 to 720 and encodes 239 amino acids. The record is from RefSeq and is a predicted model, not a curated record. The transcript has 2 exons. NCBI's taxonomy places the organism in Eukaryota, Fungi, Ascomycota, Eurotiomycetes, Eurotiales, Trichocomaceae. Gene Ontology annotation, molecular function: glyoxalase III activity.